Messenger RNA from Scomber japonicus (chub mackerel), 2727 nucleotides. RefSeq names its product MAP7 domain containing 2a (gene map7d2a). Lineage: Eukaryota; Metazoa; Chordata; Actinopteri; Scombriformes; Scombridae. The transcript is spliced from 17 exons. The coding region runs from base 1 to 2727 and encodes 908 amino acids. Gene Ontology annotation, cellular component: microtubule cytoskeleton. Gene Ontology annotation, biological process: microtubule cytoskeleton organization. The record is from RefSeq and is a predicted model, not a curated record.
AUGGCGAAAACAGUCACAUCAACCAGUGCAAUAACAGGUGAAAAGAUGGCUGCCCCGUCCAUCACUCUACUUCCUGACAAGAGAUCACCGACAAACAGUCACAGCUCCCCAGCCCGGACGGGAAAAAGCAACAAAACUGCGUGUGCUCUCUGUCCUUCUGUCAUGGGGAUUACAGCUCCAUCCACAGAGAAGAAGCCGCAAUUAAAUGGACAUGCAUCGCCUUCACACUUACCCGCUAACAUCAGCAGCAACCAUGCAGGUAAACAAAUUGCGGAGGGUUACAUGAAGACAGACGACAGGAUGCGUUUAGCCAAAGAGAGGCGUGAGGAGAGGGAGAGGAGCCUGGCGGCCAGGGAGCAGCUGAUCAGGGAGAAGGAGCGCAGGGCUCGGCUACAGUAUGAACGCACAGUGGAGGAACGCUGGAGGCGGUUGGAGGAGCAUAGGCAGAAAGAGGAGCUCCGCAGAGCUGCAGUGGAGGAAAAGAGGAGGCAGCAGUUUGAAGAGGAGAGGGGGCGACUGGAGGCCCUGAUGAAACGUUCUCUGGAGCGCAGCCUUCAGCUGGAGCAGAGGACCAAACGCUGGAGCAGGGGCUGCCCUGCAGGAGGAGGUGACAGUGAGAAUGCCCCACUCCCUUUCUCUGCUGCCUCCGCCUUUUCCCAUGGCAUUGCCUCCCCCCUUCCUGCUGUCAGCGAAUCUGCACCCUGCAGCCCUCACAGGUCACCUUUCUGCAGCUCACUGAACCCUGACAGAGCUGGACUUCAGGGAGGAUCUCAGUCUACUCCCAAUACCCCCAAGAAAGAACGUCUGCGCAGAGAAAGAAGAACUGCAUCCCCAGGUUGUGGAUCUCCUGUGAGAAGAUCUGAAUCUCCUGCUAAUGUCAGCAAGCACUUGGCUUCCCCCACUACCUCCAAGCUGGCCUCUAAAAUGCGUGCCCAGUCUCCUAGCAAUGCACAUCAGUACCAUCACUCUCCUAUAAGACAUCGUCCAACCCUGCUGACUGAUGAUAGGAAAGCAGAAGAUAAGAAGGCAGAAAAACAACAAUGCAAGACUGAGACAGCAGUAAAAAAGACUACAACCGACAUCAACAACAUGAAUCCGCCUUCACAAGCUGAGGGGAACGUGGUUGAAAUCAAUAAAACCAGAUCAUCUAAGGGUGAAACUUUGGAUAAGCCCCUCAAAGGCGACACAUCUGAAAGAAAUCAGUCCCCUGACAGAAAGGACCACAAAACGGAUUUGUCAGAGAAGACUGAAUGCAACGCUCAGGAUGGAGAAAAGAAAAAAGAAUCAGCAGCAUGCAUGUCCACAGGCAAGGCUGCAGCUGGCACAACAAAUGCAGAGGAGGCUACCAGGUUGCUGGCAGAGCGCAGGCGUCAGGCUCGAGCUCAAAAAGAACUGGAAGAGAAAAAACGAGAACAAGAGGAAGAAGAAAGAAUAAAGGAGGAACAGCUCAGAAAGCAACUUGCACAGGAGCAGCGACAGGCUGAGUUGAAGGCUCAGCAAGAGAAAGAGAAGGCAAAAAAAGAGGAAGAUGCUCACAGGGUUAAACAAGAAGAAGAGAAACGAGAACAAGAUGUGCAAGAGAAGGACCAACAAAUGGACAAAGAGAGAGAACAAAAUAAAGUCCACGCUCAAGAGGAAGCAGAGCGUCAGCGGCAAGAUAGAGAACUGCAGACACAACAAGAAGAGGAGGAGCGACAACUAAGGAAAAAGAGAAUUGAAGAGAUCAUGAAGAGAACUAGGAAAGGUGAAGCUGAGUUGAAGGUAAAGGAGGAGCAGGUGGAGACAAAGUCCGUCUCACCGCCAGGGGAGGUAAAGACUGUUCAAACUAAUGCUCAGGUGAAAGAGCAAGCAAUCAAAAAGGUUGAGUUUCAGGUUAAAGAGCAGGUCCCAGUCCAGGGCAACAUGAAGGAGAAUGACCUGGUAAAGAAAGAAGUAGCAGCACAGAUGGACAAUCAGAAGAGUAUGCAAGUUAAAAACAACACUCCUCAAGUGACACCAACAAACAGUGUUUCCGACAAGAGACAGGACACCAAACAAGCCAGUGAAGGCCAACUUAACAAAGAUGGCAAAGCCUGUCUUCCAAAGGCUAAACAGGAGGAAGAGGUCGAAAUGAAUGUAAAAAAGCAGCACAGAGUAGACGUUAAAGCCACAGACCAAAUAAAAAAACAGCCAACCAAGACAGCAGAUGCCAAAGUGAACCAAACUGAGGGCAGUAUGAUGAAUGGAGCAGUUAAGGGUGAGGAAAGUGCCUUGAUCAGUUGCCGUCUAACUGCUGAGGUAAGCAAACUGCAAAACAAGCAUGUGUCGACAGCUGAGGGUAAAGUAAAAGGAAAGUCCCAGAUGGAGGUUAUUAGACCCUCUGUGAAACCCCUGCCGGUGGAACACCUAUCACCGCCAAUCAUCAAGCUGGAGCCACUGGAUGUGAAGGGAACAGGGUCUGGUGAUGAGGUGCAAUCCAUGGAGGUGAGCCCAGCUUCAAAGGAGGAACUGAUUUCAAUCCCAGAGUUCUCACCAGUUAAUGAAAUCCAGCAUAGCAGCAUGAGUAACACCCGUGCUCUUGAAGACCUGUUGGACCUGACAGGCAGCGUCACCUACCCCAAACUGUCUUCUGAAGGCAAUGUAGGCGACUGUAACAAGAACCUCAUUGGGGGCGUUGUCAGUCCUAUGUCAGACUCAAAGCUCAUUGGGAUGUCGCCUCCGUCCUCAAAUAAACUAAAGAUCCAGUAG